Molecule: messenger RNA, 1209 nt
Organism: Vicia faba (fava bean)
Lineage: Eukaryota; Viridiplantae; Streptophyta; Magnoliopsida; Fabales; Fabaceae
Source: the annotation of a GenBank genome assembly
AUGCCCACCGCCAAAUUAUUCAUCUCUCUCCUCUGUUUCUCUCUCCUCACUCUCUCCGUCACCGCCCGCCCCUACGUCCUCGUCCUCUCCCAAGAAGACUUCAAAGACGAACCCCCUUCCGAUCCCGAUUCCUCCCCCGAGUGGGACGAGUUCGGCGACUUCGACUCUCACAAAUCCGAAGAGGAUCUCGACCCUGGAUCAUGGCGCCAAAUCUUCGAACCAACCUCCACCCAACCGCAACCUCAACCUCAAUCCGAUACGGAGGCUCUCUACUACUCCGUCGUGACCAAGCUUAUGACAGGAGACGCGAGGCUAAUCGAAGAAGGCUCUGGUGAGAUUGAGACGGCUGCAGAGUCUGGUUACCCGGCGACACAAUCAGUGUUAGGCUUGGACAAUUGGAGCGUGAAAAAAAAUAAAGAGGAUAAAUUCGGAGGAGUUAUACUAACCGUUCAAAACCCUAUGGAUUCUGAUUCAUUUGCUUCUAAAUUGGAACAUUCAAUGUCUCUAUGGACUCAACAGGGAAAAAAGGGAAUAUGGAUCAAUUUGCCCUUACAGCAUUCUAAUCUUGUUCAUUCUGCUGUCAAGGCUGGAUUUAGGUACCAUCAUGCUGAGUCAGAUUACUUGAUGCUUGUAUAUUGGAUCCCUCAUACCCCUGAUAGCAUUCCUGCAAAUGCUUUACACCGUCUCGGCGUUGGUGCUUUUGUCGUCAAUAACAAAAGAGAGGUGCUUGUGGUUCAGGAAACCAGUGGUAGAUUUGGAGGCACAGGUGUAUGGAAGAUGCCUACUGGAGCUGUUAAUGAAGGCGAGGAUAUUUGUGAUGCUGUAAUUAGAGAAGUGAAGGAAGAGACAGGGGUAGAGACAGAGUUUGUUGAAGUUUUAGCUUUCAGGCAAAGCCAUAAAUCUUUUUUUCAGAAAUCAGACUUGUUCUUUGUUUGCAUGUUGCAACCUCAAUCCUUUGACAUUCAAAGUCAGGCCUCAGAAAUUGAAGCAACUAAGUGGAUGCCUGUUGAAGACUAUGCAGCCCAACCUUUUGUGCAAGAAAACGAGCUCUUUGAUUUUAUUGCGAAAAUAUGCUUAUCGAAGUUGAAUGACAACUACACUGGUUUUUCUAACGUACCUACUACUACAUCUUCUGGCAAAAAAACUUAUCUGUAUUUAAACAAUGAUGCUAUUGGUAGCCACUUGUUAGCUUCCAAAGAGCAAGCUUAG